This is a messenger RNA of Prorocentrum cordatum, 184 nucleotides long. The record is from the annotation of a GenBank genome assembly. NCBI's taxonomy places the organism in Eukaryota, Dinophyceae, Prorocentrales, Prorocentraceae.
GCCGUUCGCCCAGCGAUCCUUCGACAUGGCGGCGCACGUGGGCGAAGACGAAGCAUACGAGACCGUGCAGGAGCCAGCAGUCGCCGCGCUGCGCCUGGCCAGGCAGGGCAGAGAGAGAAUGCGCGAGGUGUGCGCGUGGGGGGGGCGACGCAUUCUCAUGUCGCAGGGGGCGGAUGGCGAGUGA